ACAACAGACUUGCCUUGACAUGAUCUUAUUGUGAUGUUGAGUUGCCCCUCCCCCUUGUUUUUUUGCUUAAAAGUCUAAAACUCGACCGAGCAGGCAAGCAUCAUCCACUCACUUGACGCACACUCACACAGUCUUCGUCCAUCCACAUUAAAAAAUGUUGGCAUUUAAACCAGCUCAGGGAACUUUACUGAUGGUGCUCUUAAUAAUCUGCAUGGAGGCAUCGCAAUGCACUAUUUUUCAAGUGGACCCCCCCGAGGAGAUUAAAAUCAUAGAUCCUGGUCAUCUUGGCCGUAUGGAAAUUACAUGGACUCCCCCAGCAAGCUUAAUUCAUAUCCAAGAAUGUCCAACGCUUUACCAGUUGGAAUACUUCAAUGCCUAUACGCAGCGUUGGGAUGUUAUUAAGACUCCUCACAGGACAUACAGUGCUCAGUUUGAUCUGAUGAAGGAUAUUCAAGUUAGAGUGUACACCCUGCUGGGGGAACACUGUGCUUAUAACACUUGGAUCAAAAGUCAGAACUACACGGAACUGGUGCAGAAACCUCCCAGAGAGGAUCCUCGUGCAGUAUAUAACUUUGAUUGUGUCUUUUAUAAUAUGGAACAUCUGAUCUGCACGUGGAGAAAUUACCACAAUUUGCCAUCCAACGCACAAAUAUAUUUGUAUUACUGGCACAAAGAAUUGGAACAGACAGAGGAAUGUCCUAAGUACCUUUUCAGAAAUGGAGUCAGAAGUGGUUGCAGCUUCACGGGAAAACCUCUCCCUGAUUUUACUGAUGUCAACUUCUGUGUAAAUGGUUCUUCUCCUGAAGGCCCCCUGAGGCCUACAUAUAAAUCCCUUCAAAUUCAAAACAAUGUGAAACCUGAUCCUGCGGAGAAGCUGACGCUGCAGCAAGAUCAUGACACUCAAAUCCAACUUCACUGGAAGAAACCUGAUGGAAAUGUUCCUGAACACUGCCUUAUAUGGGAGGUGGAGCACACCAGCAAAGAAUCACAAAAGGAAAAUGUGCAGUCGGAGAAAAUUUACACCACGGACACAAGCCUGAUUUUCCCUGCUGUGGCUGAGCGCAACUGCUUCAGGGUACGCUCCAAGUUGUACAAAUAUUGUGUGGCGAGAAGCUUCUGGAGCGAAUGGAGUCACCAAAGAUGUAUUUAAACAAAAAGCAACAGCAAAAGUACAACGAAUUACACAUCAAUCUAAAAUAUACCUCAUAAUCAUAACUGUGCCAUGUGCUAAUACAGUAAUUAUAUUUUUCUCAUUGUCUUUAUAGGUGAUUCAGAAUUGGAAUGGUUUGACAGUUGACAAAAUUAACUUGGUGAAUAUUGUGUGGGAUUAUCACGAUGUACAGAAUACAAUUUCUAUUCAGGGAUAUCAGAUUGUGAAGAAUAACAUUUCAUAUGUUAUACCGUUUUUUUCCGUGUAUAGUGCGCCCCCAUGUAUAAUACGCACCCUAAAAAUGGCAUGCUGAUGCUGGAAAAAAGCCUGUACCCAUGUAUAAUACGCACCCAAUUUUUAUGAAUUUUCUUUUAUGAAUUUUUUAUUUUUUAUUUAUUUUUUAUUUUUUUAAGUCCCAAUGAUCGUCACACACGCAGGGAGGCAAUGGGUCCUAUUUUUAUAGUCUUUGGUAUGGUCUUAACUAGGCUGGAUGUCAUUUUUUUUGUUGGCGUUGAUUUCUCCGACUGCCCUUAAACGCACCACCGCGCUCCGUGCGCGCACGGGAAAGAGGCGUGCGGACGUGAAAAAGGCGGCUCUGUAUGGGAGAGACGUUGAAGAGGAAUAAAAACACCCUUGGAAACCAAAACUUGGUGAUUUCAAGUUUCAUUUCGAGGGACAUUUGUCACGUCUCGUCCCCAGUUUUGCUAUGUGUCUAGGUUGCCAUAGUGUCUGUUCGCGUCGCCCCUCUCUUCCUGUGUCACCUCAAUCGAUGUAACGUGUUUUGUAUUUAAGUCCUGUCUGCCCCUCGCUCACCGUCGGAUCAUUUCAUGUGUUACUGUCAUGAUGUCUGUUUGCUUUCUGUUCCUGUCUUUGGUAAUGUCACCCUGUCUUUUUGUUCCACGACUUUGUCGGUCAGUCCUGUUGUUGGUUUUGUUUUCUAAAAAAAAAAAAAAAAAAAAAAAAAAUUUUUUUUUGUACCCAUGUAUAAUGCGCACCCCAGAUUUUAGGACAAUACAUUCGUUAAAUUUUGCGCACUAUACACGGAAAAAAACGGUAUGUCUCUAUGGGUUUUUGAACAUUUGUAAGCAAAAAUUUGAAGGCUUGAACAGAUGAAGCGAGUGGGGGUGGGAGUUCCCUCGCUUAAUUAGCAAUCCUUUGUUUUAUUUCCUACCCAUAUUUAUCAAAAUGAAUUUGAAAGAUAUAUUUUCAUUUACAUUUGCUACAAAAGUAAAUUCGGGUACAAAAUAUGCUCGUAUCAACAAAAUAUUUAUGACCACAUAAAAGAAAAUUGAAUGAAGCUCAUUUGGAUUGCUACUUUUUUUUGUUGAAGACUUUUAUGUUCACGCUGUGUACUACUUUAAUGUUGGGAAUAAAACCAUCUGGAUCCCGGA
Molecule: messenger RNA, 2541 nt
Organism: Syngnathus typhle (broad-nosed pipefish)
Lineage: Eukaryota; Metazoa; Chordata; Actinopteri; Syngnathiformes; Syngnathidae
Gene: il13ra2
Product: interleukin 13 receptor, alpha 2
Exons: 8
Coding region: 155-1150 (331 amino acids)
Biological process (GO): cytokine-mediated signaling pathway
Cellular component (GO): external side of plasma membrane
Molecular function (GO): cytokine receptor activity; protein binding
Source: RefSeq, a predicted model, not a curated record